Dendroctonus ponderosae (mountain pine beetle) is the source of this 2436-nucleotide messenger RNA. RefSeq lists its product as uncharacterized. Gene Ontology annotation, molecular function: protein binding. The transcript has 3 exons. The coding region runs from base 92 to 2263 and encodes 723 amino acids. Lineage: Eukaryota; Metazoa; Arthropoda; Insecta; Coleoptera; Curculionidae. The record is from RefSeq and is a predicted model, not a curated record.
GUGGGUGUUUGUAUCCUGUAAAAUAUGACACAGAAAUCUAGUCUCUGAGUACUCCUUCAUCAGUGCAGUGAAUUAAAUUACGAAUGCAGAGAUGGAAUUUUUUAAGAAAUUGGCGAUUUUUAUGGUUUUUUGCAAUGUUGCAUGUUAUGGAUGGGAAAGAGAAACGGCAUGUCCCUUAAUUUGUACUUGCAACUUUCAACACAUAUCAGAGACAGCGAUUCACAGAUUUCUACAGGAGAAAACCAAAUCAAACCUUGGAGAGGCAGGUUUUGUGGAAAACAACGAGGUAAUCUAUGACGAACCGCUAGAUGCGAUCGAACUUCUGGAAAAAAAUCGUCGCAACAUAGUGGUGAAAUCCGCAACAUGUAUUCUACAGACCGAAACCGACCCUAUGGAGCUGAUAGAUUCCCUAUCAGCCAACUUCGAAAGUCUUACUUUCAUCCAAGCGUACAAAUCAGGGAAUAAAACAAUCAAGUUCAGCUGGCUAAGUAAAUUCGAAAAACUUAUAAGUCUUGAACUUAUUGGUCCAACCAUAUUUCGUAAAGAUGUGGAUAAUCAUUUGCUAUGUCAGAUGGAUUACGCUUUAGAGAAUUUGAAAUAUUUGAACUUAGAAAGAGUGCUUGUGCAAAACUCUAAAGAACAAAUCCAAUCGUUCCUGGAAGUUAUGAAAGAAAGUGAAAACAUUACAUUCGAGUAUGUGCAAAAAGUCGACGGAAACUUCCAUCCUUUAACAAUAAUUCGGAAAGGCUCUGCAGAAAAUGAAGAAGUUUUGCCCUAUGAAGUAUUCAAGGAACAACGAAAGACCAGUGGAGAAAUUCCACUUUUUAGUGGCUUUAAAAAACUAUCAUUACUGAGAAUUGCAAAUUGUGAACUGAAUAAUAUUCAUUGGGAAAUGUUUGAUGGUCUCAAUGAGCUGCAAUCGCUCAUUCUGGAACGCAACAAUUUAUCUUACAUUCCUUCAUUCGCAUUCUAUGGAACCCCUAGCAUAAAGAGGCUUUCUCUUGCCCAUAAUAAACUUCUAGAUAUUGAGAUUACUGACCUAGCCGGACUCCUGCAAUUGGAGUACUUAGAUUUGACCUACAACAACUUCACGCAAUUAUCUGAACUGUCUUUUCCUCCAUUUCCGAAACUCAAAUUGGCGAACUUUGCUAACAAUCCUAUUGGCAUCAUUUUUCCUAAUACUUUUGAAGUGAUGAAUACCACUGAUUCGCUCAUAAUAGGCGGGGAAGAUUUUCCAUUAACUUUACUGCCGAAUUCAUUUGCCGGACUUGGAAUGCUUAAAACGCUGACUCUUUAUAAUGUGAACGUGCAGUUGCUUAAACGAGACUUUUUUGCAGGAUUGUCACAACUAAUAGAGCUAGUUCUGACUGGAAAUAUAAGUAAAAUAGAAUUUGACGCAUUCCAGGAAGUUUUAAACCUAGAAACGCUUAUUCUGAGAAAUUGUAGGAUUUACAACAUUUCAAUGGAUGGAUUUCUGGAACUCAGAAAGUUGAAAUAUUUGGAUCUCUCUAAAAACGAGCUGGAAUACAUUCCCACUGGAGUUUUUGAUGACUUAAUCAAUAUUCGAGAGAUCUACCUCAACGAUAAUCAAUUUAAAACUCUUCCAAGGGACAUAUUUUCGAAAAUACACCCAAAGCUGUUGCGAAUUAAUGAAAAUCCGUGGCACUGUACUUGUGAAAUGAGUGAAUGGAAGCCGAUUAUAGCGAGCAGAAUUAAGCAAAAAUAUUUAAAAAAUUGUGAAUUCAUUGACGAUAAGGGAAUUGGAUGUGCUGGCAUUGGAAGCAGAUUUGAAUAUAAAUAUAUAUAUGAUAACAGAGUAUCACCCAAGUGCGCCGAACCAGAACAAUAUAAGCAGUGGAGCGUUUUUCACGCUAUGAGGAAGAUUUUCAAGUGCCCAGACUACAAACCAAAAUUAAAACCACAAAUUUUCUACAAAAAUAAAACAAACAUUUCAAAUUCCAUCAGUGCCUCUGAAAAUGACAUGCAAAACCCAACUACUGCUUCAAACAUUUCGAAACUUAAAAACCGACGACUCAAAGCCAAAUUGAGGAAAACUAAGUAUCUUAACUACAAACUGAAAAAGCACGCACUUUUGGCUGACCAAAUCAAGAAUAAAGGCACUGACUUGGAAAACGUUUUAAUCCCACAUGAUCUAGAGAACGAGUUAAGCAAUAUAAAAAUGAAUUCAGAGGAAUCAACUUAUUUACUCACAAAUCAAUUGCAUAUUGAAACUCAAAAGAAACAUCACAAGAAAAGUAUUUAAUCGAAAUGUGUUAAUAUUUUUAUAAAAAUUAGAUUUAAUAUAACAUUUGGGAGAAAUGCAUUUGAAACUCAGUGUAAGCUUUCGAGUCAAAUACCUCUGAGGAUACAAGCCACUCGUGCUUGCAAAACGUCCGAAGUGACUUCGAAAGCAAAUUUUGUAAGAAAAAUGACAAA